CAUGCAAUUUGGAAGCCACUGCUGAACGGGCGUCUCGUCAACGAGGCUGUUCAUCACUCUGAUGCGCCCACUAUCAGUGCGGCCAUAGUGAUUGGCAUGCACGUCGCUAGCCAUUGACUAAGGAUCAAGCAUGAGCAUCUGGGCAGGUUAAGCGACGAUGCCCCGUCGACGAGCAGGAACGUGCCGUGCCUCGCUGCUCACCCAUAUAUGAACGGUGCUAUGCCCUGCCGCAAGGCACACACGCUCUUCCCCUUCCCCUUCCCCUCCUCUUCUCCUUCUGGCUGACGAUGGUGUCCUCAAUAGCCUCCACGUCGUUCGUCACCCUUGCGCUGUGCGCUGCUCUUACGCAUGCUGCCCCGAGCGCGCCCCAUGCCCGCCGCGCCGCGCCGAGCGGUCUCUCUAUGAAGGCUUCCGGCACAGGUGUGCGCAUCAUGGACCUUGGAGCCUCUUCUGCUGGAGGCAGCGGUUCAGAUGGCGGGGAGGCGGUCACCGACGUGCAGGACGUCUUGUACAAAAUCGAAAUCGGACUCGCCGGCGGAACAUACGUUGUUCAGAUGGAUACCGGUUCCGCUGAUCUCUGGAUCUAUGCCCCUAACGACAACCUCAAACUCACGAACCAGUCUGGAAUUACCACUAACUUGACGUACGGUACCGGCUCUGCCGAAGGCGAGAUCGUGUUUGGAGAGCUCAGACUCGGUAACUACACGAUUCCCAGCCAAGCUUUCGUCUCUGCCUCUUCUGCAGAGGACUUCUCCUUCUUUGAUCAAGGUGUCGUCGGCAUCCUCGGGCUUUCGUUUGACGACACGAACCUCUCGCCCAUCAAUGCGGCCAUUGAGGAUGCAUGGGGCUCAUCUUCGACACUCGGGCGCACACCCAUCAGCAGCAUCUUCGCUCAGGACCCGAGCGUGCCGGACUCGUUCGACAUCCAGCUCGACCGCUCGAGCGACCUCGACGACACGUCGACGGGCACGUUCCUCAUUUCGGAGCAUCUCGACGACUUCGCGAACAUCACGAGCCAGCCACAGCUGCCCCGCCAGGCUGUCGGCCGCUGGAGUGUGCCGCUCGAUGGCAUGUCGGUGAACGGACAGGUUUUCGCAUUCGGCCCAUCCUCGAUCUCUACCGUCCCUGCGGGAAAGAUCGCGGCGCUUCUCGAUACCGGCUAUUCGUUCCCCCCACUGCCGCCUGAUGCGGUAGACGCGAUCUACUCGACCGUACCCGGCGCCGUGAAGUUCAGCGACUCGAUCCCGCAAUGGUUGGUACCCUGCGAUGCUGGUACAAACGUCACCUUCACUCUCGGUGGCAAGCCCUUCCCCGUGCACCCUCUUGAUCUGACUGCCGUCGGUCAGACGGUGGUUACACAGAACGGCCAGGACCAAAAUGUCACUUACUGCUAUAACUCAUACCAGUACCUCGACCUCGACCCGACCGACUUUUCCGGGUUCGACGCCAUCCUCGGUGACGCCUUCCUGCGCAACGUCUACGCCUCGUUCAACUACGGCGGCAGCCCCUCGUCCGGCAACGAGAGCUUCGUCCAACUCAUCUCGACGACGGACCUGGACGCGGCGUGGCCCGACUUCGCGGCCUCGCGCGCCCAGACGCUCGCCGCGCUCCCGCCAACGAUCGACCCCGCGACGCUCGCGAGCCUCGUGAACGGCGACGACGGAGACACGACCGACGACAGCGUCGCAGGCGCAGACGCCGUGUCCUCCUCCGUCUCUGCGUCCUCCACGGUCCCGUCCACGUCGACCACCGCGGUGCGCGGGACGAGCUUGCCGACCGGGGCGGCGUCGUCCGCGGGGGACAGCGCCGACGACAAGCUCUACGCGCUCGUCGACAAGUACGGCCCGGUCAUCGUCGGGCUCCUCGCGGGCAACAUCGUCGUCGGCGUCAUCCUCUGCGCUAUCGCGCUCGCCGCGUGCAUGCGUGGCGUCGUCAAGGGCGGCGCGCAAACGCGGAACAUCAACUCGAGCUACGCGCCCGUGCGCUUCAAGGAGGCCGAGGUGCACGGCGGCGGCGACAGCCGUUCGUAUCAGGAUUGAGUUCGGGUUUGGUGUAUAUCGGGGAUUUGGCGCUGAUCUACGUUGUUUCUUGCUUUCAUGGGACAUUCUUGUUUUGGUCGCACUGUUGUAUGUAAAUUAUUAAUGCACGGGUACUUCAAUCAUCGUUUCAAGAUGAGCAACGAUCGAGAGCAUGAUAGUGAUGUUGC
Molecule: messenger RNA, 2206 nt
Organism: Phanerochaete carnosa HHB-10118-sp
Lineage: Eukaryota; Fungi; Basidiomycota; Agaricomycetes; Polyporales; Phanerochaetaceae
Exons: 6
Coding region: 288-2039 (583 amino acids)
Biological process (GO): proteolysis
Molecular function (GO): aspartic-type endopeptidase activity
Source: RefSeq, a predicted model, not a curated record